AGGCAGGGCUGGGCCCCCCGGGGCCGCCACACAGCCAGCCCAUAAAUAGGGGCUUGCCGGACGCUGGGGCACUGCGGCUCUGUCGGCUCCUCUCGCUCAGCUCGGCUCGGCUCAGCUCGGCUCGGUGGGAGACAUGCACCCCACGCUGCUCGGCGUCCUGGGGCUGGCCCUGCUGGGGACACUGCACGCGCAGGACAGCGUUCCCGUGCAGAGCGACUUCCAGCAGGACAAGAUCACGGGGAGGUGGUACACCAUCGGUCUGGCCUCCAACUCCAACUGGUUCAAGAACAAGAAGCACCUGAUGAAGAUGUGCACCACAGACAUCUCCACCACUGCAGAUGGGAACCUGGAAGUCACCUCCACCUACCCCAAGGGUGACCAGUGUGAGAAGAGGAACAGCCUUUACAUCAAGACGGAGCAGCCGGGACGGUUCAGCUACACCAGCCCACGCUGGGGCAGCGAGCACAACAUCCGUGUCGUGGAGACCAACUACAAGGAGUACGCCAUGGUGUUCACCCAGAUCUCCAAGAGCACCGGCUCCUCCAACAUGGUGCUGCUCUACAGCCGGACCAAGGAGCUCAGUCCUGAGCGCCUGGAGAGGUUCACACAGUUCUCCAGGGAGCAGGGCCUGAUGGAUGAAGAGAUCCUCAUCCUGCCGCCCACAGACCAAUGCAUGGCAGAUGCUGCCUAGGCAGAUCCACCCGCUGCUGCCGGCUGGAGCCCCGGGAGCACCAUGAGCCGGCGGCCGCCCUGUCCUGUCCCAGCCCAGCGCACCCCCAGCACCGCAGCAGCCUCCGCUCCCUGACUUCACACCCCACAUCUGUACCUCCAUCCCCAUUAAAACCCUUUUAAAACCA
Columba livia (rock pigeon) is the source of this 857-nucleotide messenger RNA. Its product is annotated as lipocalin. Lineage: Eukaryota; Metazoa; Chordata; Aves; Columbiformes; Columbidae. The record is from RefSeq and is a predicted model, not a curated record. The transcript has 7 exons. The coding region runs from base 134 to 691 and encodes 185 amino acids. Gene Ontology annotation, molecular function: small molecule binding.